UGCAAUGAUAUUCAUGUUAAAAAGAAACAGAAGUAAACAGCGAUAAGGUGAACACAGAACGGAUUUGUUUUGUACACAUCAUUAACAUAGUUGGGUUUUACGUCAAACAUGACGGACAAAGCGCGUGAAAAUUUCUACAGAAAUGCUACGGUGAUUGUUGAUCACGGAAAGGAGGCCAUGGCUGCCGUUUUGGAUGAUGACUUGUCUAAAACAAAUUUAACAUUUGUGGAUUUUAUCAAUCAAAAUCAACAUGAAAUUUACCAUUUAUGUUAUAACAGAUUCCCAUGUUGUCAAUGUAUAAAUAAUAGAUUACCACAAGGUACUCCAAAUUCAAGAAUCCUUCAUGAAAAUCAACUGGAUGUAUUACUUGACAAAAGUGGGCCAAGACUCUCCAAUCACAAUCCUCGUACGAGUUCAACAUUUUGUUGUUGUUUAGCCAAACCCAACCUGUCGUCUUCUUGUCUUGAUAUAACUCUUACCAGAUGCUUGUUAAUCAACUUUGCUGUUAAUUGCCGAACGACUCCCUAUUUAAAACAAGCUAUAGACAAUCUCAUAGAAUACAGAAAUAAGAUGUAUGGUCAUGCCAAAAAAGCAAGGAUAACUGAAGCAGACUACCAAAAGUACAAAACAGAUCUUGAAAAUAUACUUUUAACCAUUGCACGAUUCUGUAACAUUGAAGAUAGAAUGAAACAGAAUCUUUCGGAUUCUGAACAAAGACCUCUUGAUUCCACAAUACUGCUACAGUAUCAAAAUUUUCUUUUGCAAGAAUUAAAACAGCAAAGCGACACUGAAAAGAAACUUGAGGAGAUACAACAACAGAUAACAAAAAAUAACAGCAUAGUACAAAGUGAACUGACAGAAAUUGAUGAUAAAAUCACUCAAUUAGAUAACAGAAAACAGAAUAUAAUAGACCAAACCAAGGCUUGCAUUGCGCAACACGAAGAAGAUGAAACAUAUUUUCCAACAUUGGGUGUUCAGAUUGCUUGUGAAGUGAUGGAGAAGAAUAACAUCGUAACCAUCAUGUCAAAACAAGGCGGCGGGAAAUCCAAGACAAGUCUCCAAAUAGCUUUUAUUUACAAGGGAAAACAUUUUUAUCAGCCUAUGCUUUUCUUUUGCGAUGAUAUUUUAAGAUAUAGAGACCUUUUAAACUUAAAUGAACCGUCCUUAUUCAUACUAGAAGAUUUAUUUGGCAAAACAACUUUAUUUUUUAAUGAGGAUAUCCACAGAGGUAUUUUUGAUAUUUUGUACAGUUGUAUCACUCACCCGUCUUGUAAAUCAAGAUUUAUCAUAACUAUGAAAGGCAAUCAGCAAACAAACAGAAAAUAUUAGAAAAACACAAGUUGUUUGAAAAAGAAGUUAUUGUGGACUUAGAAUUAAAUCAAAAUUAUCUAAAUAGGCAUCUUAAUCAAGCGAUAUUGUUAUAUGUCAAAACACAAUAUAAAGUCAUGCGGAACAUUUCAUGAACGAUUUACACAAUGUAUCUCGGAGAUCAUAGAAAAUAGUGAUACAUCCUUGCAGAUAUGCAGUGUAUCAGUAGAAGCAAUUUACACCAGCAGUUUUAAUUCCGAAACAGGUUUCCCACUAGCUUGUCACUUUUUUUGCAGUAAUAAAAACUUAACCAAACAAGGUUUUCGAUAUUUUUCGCGUGCGACUCAAGCAUUAGUUGAGGAAAUCAAUCAGUUGAGAAUCAAGGGCUUUGACAACAAUCUUUACAUGUAUAAAUAUUCACUACUAGUGUAUACCGCCUUAAAAGAUAAACUGAAUGUAGAUAAUAUUGAUGAAGAACUUUUAAAGGCGAUCUUGGGUAAUUUUGAAAAGCAAACUGCUAUUAAGACAGUCUUGAUAAAAGAAGCAUUUUCACACCUCAAGGAAACAUAUAUGAUUGAACAGCCAUAUCCGAUUUUACAUCUGAAUGGGAAACGUUCGAAGUUGUCGGAUACUUAUAUGCUACAGCACUCUACUGUAAAGGAAGCUAUAUUAAUAUCGUAUGCCGAUGAUGUAGGUGUUUCUCACUGUGAUGCAAAAUUUAUAUACGAUUAUGUCCGGCCUAAGGGUUUUAGAGAUCAAAUUAGUGAAGACAUGACAUUCAUUUUUACGGAUUGUAAACCACUUGUGCUUAAACUACAUUCUAUAGCUUCUGGGCAUCGUGCAUGCUUUUCCAUCGGUCAAUAUUUAAAAAUGACUGGUUUAAAGAAUAGAAACGAUACAAGGAUUAAAUAUUUCUUUGAAGAAGCUAAAGGAAAAAUCAAAAUAAAGCAGUACGCAUUUAUUUUAGACGGGCUUACAGACUUUGGAACUGAGAACGACUUCAUUCUAUUUCAUCCUGAUAUAAGUAAACGCAUAGUUUUGUAUGGAAGCGCUGAUAUUGUAUGCUCUUUCUGUAAACCAAUGGAAUGUCCAUUAAUUAACAAUGGUUUUGUAAAGGUCAAAGGUAAUGUAUUAUACACAAGAUUGCUUUCCAUUCUUAUUGGAGAAACAUUUCAUGAAUACGAGACUGGUUCCGAAAAUGAAGAGCUAAACUAUAUAAAAGAAGGUGUAGAAUUUAAUCAUUGCAUGGUGUAUGAUAACAGUAAUAUACAUUAUGACCAUGUUCAGAAAAUUGGAAAUUAUGUGUAUAAAUUGCUUUUCAUAGAUGGUGGGAAGAAGGUUGCUGAAAUGAUUUUGUUUAAUUUGGUUGUAAAGCAAUGCCUCAUAAACCCUCUUAUAGUGAAACAUUUUUUAAACGGUCUCACGGAUAGUGGAAGGCGCUUGGACUUUGUUAUAUAUUACCAAGCCUUUUCGAAAAUAAUGAUAUUUCUAUUUGCUAGCAUUCCAGUAGUCUUGAAUCUUUGCCGACCUUGUACUCAUCCUGAAGAAAGUCCUCUUUUCAUUAAAAUAGACGACACAUUGAUGGCUAGGAAGUUAGCUGCACAACUCGAACCAACUUUUUAUGACAGAUACGCAAAAAGACAUCGUCGUGCGUUUGGAGAGAUGAUGAUUCCAGAUGAAAGUUUUACGAACAGUGGUGCGUAUGUUGUUUACUAGGAUAAAAGUUACUAUACAAAGGAGUAUAUAAAUGAUAUAGCAGAAUAUGUAUUCAAAUAUGGUGUACAGACAAAAAACCUAACCUUUCUUAAGACAAUAUUUGAUAGAUUUGUAAUUUAUGAAACCAGGGUUAUAAGCUUAAAUUCCCCACUCGAAGAUAGUGAAGAAGGAGACUAUAGAACAGAUGCUGAUGAUUAUGAUGAUGACGAUGAUGAUUGGGAACGUUACUGUGAGGUUGAGGAAGUUCCAUCCGACAUUUUAGGACAUGUGUGCACAAUUAUGGAAGGAAAUGAAAGUAUUGACAGCAGCAAUACGUCAAUCAAUGUAGACAACCUGAAUAUCAUUGAAAAAAAAAAUCCAAUUUGGACGAUGCAAAUAUAUUGACGAAAGAAGAAGAACUCAGUACAAAAGAAAGAAAUCAUGGUAACCACAAAGUAAACCAUUGUAUUAGUGAAGUCGAAAUGGUUAACGAUAUUUCUGCUGAACAAGGAUGUUCUACCUGGAAAACAGAAAAUCCAUGGAAACAUAAAAUUAAUGAAAGAAAAAAUACAGAGUAUGCUAUUUUUUACAAACCUUCAGAUGUUUACGCUGAUUGUUUUCUUCGAAAAACAUAUAAACGUCUUUUUUUAUUUCUGAAUGAAAUUACAAACUUAUGGACGAAUGAGAAGACCCGCUCUCAAAAGCAUUCUUUUACAUAUCAAGGAAUGCAAAGUAAUUUUAUGCGCCUAAAAGAUAUGCUUUUAAAAGUUUACUAUGUUGAUGAUGAAGUUUACCUUAUGACGAGUUCUGACUCCGAAUGAUUAGAAACAAAAUUUCCACGAGGACGAAAUUAUACAUGUAAUGACUUUCGUGUAGUUUACCAUAUUCAACAAUCAUAAUGGGAUACUAAAUGACUAAAUAGAUGAGUAUGACUCAAUAAGUUAAAAGUUUAGGAUUGAUAUAAAAUAUUUACAAUUGUGAUCAGAAAUAUGAAACAUAAAAAUACUAGAACUUUUAAUCCGCGGCUUUCUGAAUACUGAAAUAGUUACGAAAUUGUGAUUCGGACAUGUCCACAAAAUCUACAAUAUCUGAAAGACUAUUUGUGCAAAGUCACUUCACACAAGAUCCAGCCAUUUAAACUCUGUUCCAAAAAUCAAAAGGAUAUAUUCCUCAUUAAUGCAAUCAAUUUCUGGAAUACGCUUCCUGGUUCAUUAAAGUCAUUAAAAAGACCAUAGCGUUUUCAACGAGACUUAAAUUAUAUGUUAAAAAUUGUUGAAGUGUGAAUAUCGAAAUAACAUCUAAAAGAAAAG
Messenger RNA from Mytilus californianus (California mussel), 4313 nucleotides. RefSeq lists its product as uncharacterized. The transcript has 5 exons. The coding region runs from base 1423 to 3024 and encodes 533 amino acids. The record is from RefSeq and is a predicted model, not a curated record. Lineage: Eukaryota; Metazoa; Mollusca; Bivalvia; Mytilida; Mytilidae.